Molecule: messenger RNA, 788 nt
Organism: Spodoptera exigua (beet armyworm)
Lineage: Eukaryota; Metazoa; Arthropoda; Insecta; Lepidoptera; Noctuidae
Source: the annotation of a GenBank genome assembly
AUGGGUAUUCCAGCGUCUCUAAACUACGUAUAUUUGAAUGAAACACAAGAUGCGCCAUUACACCCGUAUCCAAAUUGGCGGGAAGGGUGUCUAGCACAUAAUGGCUCUGUGGUCUCCAACCGCACGGUGGUAUCCACCUUCAGGGUUAAUGUGGACAAGUGUGACCGGCUCUGGGUCGUGGAUAAUGGAGUCAGCGAUAUGUCAACGGAUGUGAAACAAGUGACGCAGCCCUCCGUCUUAGUGUUCAACCUACGCACGGAUGAGUUGCUUAAGAAGUUCAUCCUGAAUGAAACCGUUUUGAGAGACUCCUCUGUGUUGACUAGCAUUAUAAUUGGCGACAAAGGCCCGAAGUCCCAAGCGACAUCAUGCGACAUAGAUCUAUCCACUAACGUUUUAUUCUACACACAGGUUUGCAAAAAUGGUUUAGGGUGUUGGAAUCUGGACAAAAAAUUUAGUGAAGUCAACACCCCGCUGAUUCUUAGCGACUGUAACCUGAUGGAGUUUCCGAAUGAUGUUAAGGCAGAUAGAGAAGGCAACCUCUGGAUCCUGAGUGACAGACAGUCGCGUUUCCUAUACGAAGCGAUGGACUUUGACCAGGUCAACUUCAGGGUCCUCACGGCGCCCACAUCUACGCUCAUUCAGGGCACGGCGUGUGAGAAGAAGUCGUUCUUUAGUCGAAUCAGUGACACCAUGGUCAAAGUUCGUUAAUCGAAGACAUAAUGGUAGUAAAUUUUUUUUAGUCCAAACAUUUGUAAUUAUAUAAAUCAUUCUGAAAACGAAUAGUUUUA